Calypte anna (Anna's hummingbird) is the source of this 608-nucleotide messenger RNA. It is a transcript of the gene SMIM28, whose product is annotated as small integral membrane protein 28. The record is from RefSeq and is a predicted model, not a curated record. Bases 1 to 510 code for a protein of 169 amino acids. Lineage: Eukaryota; Metazoa; Chordata; Aves; Apodiformes; Trochilidae. The transcript has 2 exons.
AUGAGGUGGCUGUUGGGCAGCAGCUGGAGAAAAUUUGGACAUGCUGACAGGGGAAACUACGACUGGCUAGACAGUGAGCCGGGUGGGCCACUCCUGGAAACAGAGCUUCAGAGCAGACAACAGAAAAGCUCAACCAAAGAUGACAUAGAACCAUUUCUGUGCAUCAUAUUGCCUGCCACCGUGAUGCUCUUCCUGGCAUUCCUGCUGCUCUUCCUCUACCGCCGUUGCCAGAGCCCCACUCCCCAGGGGCAGAUCUUCAGCAUCGACCUCCCUGAGGCCAUUCCUGAGCAAGAGGUCUCCAGUUUCCUUUCUGUGCUCCCCUGGAACAGUGAACAGAGUUUCCACUACUCCACCCUGCUCCCUGAUGCCACGUUCCUCUCUGUUUGUUUGCCUCCAUCCUACGAGGAGGCCACCAUGAAAACCUCCGUGGACGGGGCUCACGUUGAGCUCUCUCCAGACCCGGUGCCUCCUUAUGAAGAGAGCACACUGCAGCCCAGCAGCACCAAAUAAACUUCCUAUGGAAGCACCUUAACUGAAGCAUGCAGCCCCUCAAGGCACAAAUGUGGAGCUGCUAUGGCCUUUAAAAUUAGCAAAAAGAUUCCAGAUGA